Eupeodes corollae is the source of this 10198-nucleotide messenger RNA. RefSeq names its product unconventional myosin-XV (gene Myo10A). Bases 859 to 9903 code for a protein of 3014 amino acids. Gene Ontology annotation, molecular function: cytoskeletal motor activity; ATP binding; protein binding. The transcript has 7 exons. Gene Ontology annotation, cellular component: cytoskeleton; myosin complex. Lineage: Eukaryota; Metazoa; Arthropoda; Insecta; Diptera; Syrphidae. The record is from RefSeq and is a predicted model, not a curated record.
UACUUGAUUAGUUGGCUUAAAACUUUCAAACCGAGUUGUUGGAUAUUCGCGGCAGUAACAAUUAUUUUUUUUUUAUUUUGCCACGGAAGACAAAAAUACAAUAUACAUAUAAAUACUUAUUUGUUUGAAAUAGCUAUUUUGAAAUAUACAAAAUAUUGAUAUCAGUGAAGAGGUAAAUGAGUCUCCAUCAAGUGAAUGAAUGAAAAGUGCAAAAGAAUCUAACUCAGAAAAAAAGCAAAUGAAUUCAAAAUUUAGUACGUGCUUUCCUGUUUCAUAAUGAGAAAAAAGUAAUUACAUUCUUAAUAAAUAAAAAUAAAAUUUAGUGAAAAAUAUAAAUACAGUGCAUUGAAGACAUCUUCAAUAAAUAUACCUUUGAAUAUUAGAUCUUUUUAUGUUCAAGCUUAAAAAAAGGAAUUAAACAAAUCUAAUAAAACCUAUACCUAUCUAUCUGAAGCAGCCAUCUUUGAAUCUAUGUAAUAUUUUUUCUUUUUGUUUGAAUUAAGUUGUGAAUAAUAAAACAUAAAAAAGUAUCUUAUCUUUCGCGAGAAAAAUCUACGCAAAUCUGUGAGAACAAAUACAAAAGGAAAAAGAAUUAUUUUUCACAACUUGUUGUGCAUGCCAUUGAAAUGAUGUGGAAUAACUAGCUGAGCCGAUACUGUACAGCAAAGAUGUUCCUUCGCAAUAAAUUUUUAUAAUAUUUUUUAAAAAAUAUUGAUACAAAAGUGCAACGAAUGUGAAGACGAAACCAACCUAUCCAAAUGAUCGAUCAACCUUAAAUAUUCAAUAAAAAGCAAACACAAACAUUAAACACACAGAAAAGUACCUUAAGGAACGUGGUUGAAAGAAUUCAUAACCAUCAUGGAUUGGGUGGAAGGCGAUUUGGUAUGGUUUGAUCCAGGUCUAGGUCAUCCGAUUCCUGGUGAAAUUCAAGAAGUACAUCGUGCAGCCCAAGUUAUUGUUGUGCAAGCAUUAAUUAAGGGAAAACCACAGACGUUUGCACUCCAACCGGGCGAGGGCAAUUUACGGCCCCGACAAGAUCUUGGCAGCAGUGGAGUUGAUGACAUGACCCAAUUAGAUGAUCUUCACGAGGCAUCACUUUUAUGGAACCUACGACUGCGCUAUGACAAGGGUCUAAUUUAUACAUUUGCUGGAAGCAUUCUAAUAGCAGUAAAUCCCUACAAAAUGUUCCCAGACUCAUACGGUCUAGAAGUAGCAAAACAAUACGCUGGCAAACCACUUGGAACGCUACCACCACAUUUGUUUGCAAUCGGUGCAGCAGCACAUGCUGCUUUGCCAUCUCCCCAAGUUGUGGUUAUAUCUGGAGAAUCAGGUUCGGGCAAGACUGAAUCUACAAAAUUGGUCAUGCAAUAUUUGGCAGCUGUCGUACCAGGUGGUGGAUCUGCAUCAGCAGUCAUUACCGAGCAGAUAUUGGAGGCGGCUCCAUUAUUGGAGGCAUUUGGAAAUGCAAGAACUGCAAGGAAUGACAAUAGUUCUCGUUUUGGAAAGUAUUUGGAAGUUUACUUUAAGUCAGGUGCCAUUGUUGGCGCUAAGAUAACACAAUAUCUUCUAGAAAAAUCAAGGAUCGUAACACAAGCACCCGGUGAACGAAACUAUCAUGUAUUUUAUGAAAUGCUCGGUGGUCUUUCGGAGGCAGAAAGAACAAAGUACGGAUUAUUAGAAGCUGAUAAAUACUUCUACCUUAAUCAAGGUGGCUCUGAUUGUGCCCCAGGACGAGUUGAUUGGGGUUCGCUGCAAAGUGCUAUGCAAGUUCUGGGUGUUUCUGAGGGAGAGCGAGAAGGAAUUAUUAGAGUUUUGGCCUCGGUGCUUCAUCUUGGAAAUGUUUACUUCCAUAGACGUCAACUAAGACACGGUCAAGAAGGUGUCGAAGUUGGAUCAGAUGCUGAAAUCAAAUGGGCUGCUCAUUUACUGCACAUCUCUGCUGAUGGCCUCCAUCGGUCGCUCACUAGCCGCACUACUGAAGCUAGAUCGGAACGUUUACAUACACCCCUGGGGAUUGACCAGGCUUUGGAUUCAAGAGAUGCAUUCGCUAAGGCAUUGUAUGCUGGCCUCUUUAACUGGCUAGUAUCCCGAAUUAACUCCAUUGUUCAGAAAGGUGGCACCCACGACGCACAUAGAAUCUCAAUUUUGGAUAUAUUUGGAUUCGAAGAUUUAGCUGAAAACUCAUUUGAACAACUAUGCAUUAAUUAUGCUAAUGAGAAUCUCCAACUUUACUUUAAUAAACAUGUGUUUAAGCUUGAGCAAGCUGAAUAUGCUCGAGAACGUCUCGAAUGGACACCACUUAACUGGGACGACAAUUUGCCGGUGAUUCAUUUGCUGGCCAAGAAACCAGUGGGUGUUUUCCAUCUUUUAGAUGACGAGUCAAACUUUCCGAGGGCUUCAGAUAUGAGCUUUUUGGAGAAGUGCCACUACAAUCACGCACUAAACGAAUUGUACUCUAGACCACGAAUCGGAGCCCAAGAAUUUGGAAUAACUCAUUAUGCUGGUCAAGUUUGGUAUUGUGUGGAUGGAUUUUUAGAUAAAAAUCGAGAUGCUCUGCGAGGUGAUGUGCUAGAAUUGCUUGCUUCUAGCAAGCUUCAACUUGUUGUGGAUCUUACUAAGCAACUACGAGCUCAACGAGAUUUUGGGAAGACAUUGCCAAAGGGUUCGAAUGGUCGCUUUGUAACUAUGAAACCACGAACUCCAACAGUUGCUGCCCGUUUUUCAGACUCACUGCAACAGCUUUUGCAAUCAAUGGGUCGUUGCAAUCCUUGGUUCGUUCGUUGCGUUAAACCAAACAACGAAAAACACGCUCUUAAAAUGGAUAUGCCCUGUGUCCUUCAGCAGCUGCGCUACCUGGGAAUGCUGGAUACUAUUCAAAUUCGACAGAGGGGUUAUCCCGUCCGAUUAAGAUUUCAGCAUUUUGUUGAACGGUACCGUCAUCUUAUGAAAUCACCAUUGCCCAGAGGUACACCUUACCGUGAACUUUGUCGAACAGUUCUAGAGUCACUUCCACGCACCGGAAUCGAGGGUCCAGACUUCCAACUGGGUGCCACAAGAGUAUUUUUGCGUGAGGCAUUACACCGAAUUCUUGAAAGCGGCCGAUCAGAUCGUUUGAAGAAUGCAGCCGUAGUCAUCCAAAAGAGUGUCCGUGGCAUGCUGAUUCGUCGAAGACUUGCACGCGAAAAGAGAGCCGCUAUAAAAGUUCAAUCAAAAUGGCGUGGUUACAAGGAAAGAAAGCAUUUCAAGGAGUUGCGGCAUGGUGCCGUUCGCGCCCAAGCAUGUUGGCGAGGUAAAAUGGCCCGAAAACGUUUUACCAAACUCAAAGCAGAUUACAAACGUCGUCUGGAAGCACAAAAGGCACUUAAGGAACGAGAAGCAAAGAAAAUCGCCAAGGAAAAUAUUGAACGAAGUCAGGUCGCUUAUUUGGAUAUUCCUGCCGAAUUGGCGUUUAUUUUUUCAAAAACAGAAGGCUGGACACCUCUUCACGGCGACCGUCAUUUGGUAAAAGUGGUGGGGACUGUACCUGGUCCACCAGUGGCAAGUGAGUUGCCUAAGGAUUUGGACCAAUUUUCUUUUGGAAAAUUCAGUUCUGUUUAUUGCAAUGGCUUAAGGCUAUCCCCUAGACGAGACCCAAUUGCUGCACCAUUUUUGACUAGAGCAGCUUCUCGGGACCAAGAUUUUCAGGAUGCUCUUGCUGUUUUCAAGUUGAUUUUGCGGUGGACUAAUGAUACUUCACUAGAUAGUAACAAGGAAAAAGUUUUAUCCGAUUACAUUGUCCAUAAGGGACUUUCUUCGCGAGGUCUUCGAGAUGAAAUUCUUGUACAAAUCUGCAAUCAAGUCUAUCGAGUUGAAGAAAGCCAAUCUAUGCGAAUAUGGCAGCUUAUGGCACAUUGUUUAUCAUGCUUCCAACCAGGCCCAGCAUUCAGCAAAUAUUUGAUGAAAUUCAUUGCUGACAAUGCUCCCAUUUCCAUGAAGGAACUUCUACUUAAGAAGAUUCUUCGAAACUCCGGCUCUUCACAGGUAAAUGCAUCUCGAAGCUUUACACCUUCGUGGGUUGAAUGGCGAGCAAUUUCUCGAACAUCAGACAUUGCUGUCGCCUUAACACUGCCUGAUGAUGUUACGCAAACAGUGGCUAUUGACUCGUGGACAACAUGUGAAGAGGCGGCUUCGUUGGCAGUUUCAGCACUUGGUAUUCCAAAUCGUGGAUGGACUGUUGUUCUUGAUGAUGGAAAACUGCUUACAGACUCUUGUGGUCUGGAUUAUGUUCUAGAUUUAGUAGCGGAAAAGGAACUAUGUCCUGCUUUCCCAGCAGCUCGAAGCGAUUUAUUCAAGACAGACUCAAAGUUGUCACGUACUUUACUGCCGGAAAUUGAACCGAGUAGUCCAAAACGGCCUCAAGUGCCUCCUCCGGAACCACCACAAACCAAAUCUUCUUCAAAGCCAAUGGAAGCUCCAAUUCCAGAGCCAGUCAUGGAGAAGAAAAUUGAAUACAAUGCUAUUCGAAAGAAUUCACGAGACCUUCUAUCCAGAAGUUCAGCCUUGAACGAACGAUACUUUGAAACUGAAAAAUCACGAUCAAAAUCAUUAGAUGACCUUUUAGCUGGUGACGAUAAUGACAUGGUUACCACACCAGAGCCGGAACCCUUGACAGAUCUUGGCUUAUCGGAGAGUCGCCUGAAUGACAGAUAUCACUCAGCCGAACGUUUGGCUCCCAUGGGUAAAGAAACAGGCCCCCGUUAUCAAAAGUCCCAGCAUGCCGGUCGUAGGUCGCAUGCAGGAUCGCACUCAAGUAAAUAUAUGGACAAAUCAGAGUACGCCACUAGAUCAUCGGCUAUGUCAGAUACAAGUGAAGCACCGUCAUUGGCUAGUCAUGUAAGGCGAGUACGUGUUCCAUCACAGGCUUCCGAUGUUGACCAGUUUCUUGAUGACCUCUUCAGUCCAGUGUUGGAUGGAUCACUUGACGAACUUUCUGAUGCGCGUUCCUUGGCCGCCAGUAUUCGCGGAGGCGGUAAUGACUUUAUGGAAGCACCAGUGAUAGAUGAUUCUUUGCGUGGCUUAAUCGAUGCAAAUUUACUAUCCAUCAAAAUUAAAGGGGGCGGAGAGAAGUCAAGUGAGAGUAGCAGCAACGAUGCCAAUCUUGACGAAUAUAUAUCGGGUUUAUUCAAGCCCAUCUUUAUAAGCGACACCGUAAAUAAUUUACAAGAAAAAGCAGAACUAAUCGAAACUAUCAAAGGCGGGGGUACAGCACAUCACCCUUCUGCUACGACUUCAGGAUUCGUGUCCACCUCGAGUAUGGGUCGUCCAGUGGGCGGACCUCUCCUAACUGGUGUCAACACCGACAGCUUGAUGCAGAUGAUAAGCCCUCCACAGGAUUCAGACCCCUCUAUGUAUCAACAUCAAGUUCAACGGGCAUUUUUGCAAUCCGCUAUGGCACAAAACUUGCAGAUUCAACAACAGCUUUUGGCCCAAAAUCAAGCUUUACAAACAUUGCUCAGUCAACAGGACACAGCACCGGUUUCGCCUGCAUCGCCACCACUAAUGCAAUCAUCCCUCACUACCCAUACAACGACAAGUAAAAUAAACCUACAAACAAACGCUCAGUCUUCAGUUCGCAGGCAGAGUUUCAAGAAUCGAAUCUCCCAGUUUACCGAUGCAGAUCGAAAUAGAAAGACCUCCUCAGAAAGUGGGGGAUCCCUGAUACCACCUCCACCUCCCCCGCCAAUGCCACCACCAAUAGAAUCAAAAGAUCCGUCGGAAACACGUCAUUUUCUCGAUCCAUAUGGACGAGCAAAAACGGUUCGUAUUGGUAAAUGGCGUUGGCCACCACCUCAAGACGGACCGCAACCAGAUUGCGAAGAAGACUUUUUUGUUUUCAAAAUGCGACAAAGUCAAAGAAAAACUACACCUCAAUCUCAGUUGCAUAGCUCAAACGGUUCUCUAAAUGGUUCGGCAAUUGAAUGGGAAGAGUUUGAAGUCAGUUCUUCCAAAGCACCUUCUCCUCCAACGGUUAUGCAUACAUCACAAUUCAUGCGAACUCAAAUUAAAAUUGAGACUUCUGGUAAUAAGCACAUGAAGGACGUUCCUGAUUCAAACCAAACAGGUGCUUCAACAAAAGUAUCCCGAAAGAGUUUCGAAAUUGGUGCUGAUCGCCCGUCACCAGGAACUGUUGGGAAGCUAAAAUUAAGUUCAGAAAUGCGUCAACGAUUAGAACAAGUAACUGCGGGUCAUUCAGUUCGAUCUUCGAUCAGCACAAAAUCGGAACAGCGAGCACCCGCAAAACUAGAGGACACUCGCAAACUUAUGUUACAACAACAGCUGAGUGGGCAUUUCGGAAUGAUGGGGACUUCGACUGAUAUUUCGUCAGUGAGAUCACAGAUUGAACGAAUGGAAGGAAAACUAUCGCCUCCUCCUCAGUCAAGCUGGCCAGCAGUUGUACCUCCAGCUCCAUCUGUACCAGCUCCACCACCACCCAUUCGUCCCCCAACAACGGCCCCGCCAGCUCCACCACCUGUACCAAAAAGUCCACCCGUUCGUGAAGACCUCAUGGAUGAGCGUGAAUAUAGAUCCCAAAUGCAACAAGACAUCCCAGCAUUUAUUCAGCGGCAAGAACGCGAUACAUUUGGUGCACGACAUAAUUGGAAUGGAUCUGAGAUUUCGAAGGACACCUAUGAUUCGUGGGGCCGUGCUGAGGCUGCUAAGUUAGACAUGGUGUACGAGACAAGCUUCAAAAAAGAAAUUCAAAAUGACCGGGACAGGUCAAGAUCGAGAUCCCGUUCACGAGAUCGUGAUGAUUUUUCAGAGUCAGUAUGGGAUCGAGCUGAGGUCGAAGGACCUCCAUCCACUGGAUCUGAACGAGAACGUGAAAAGGAGCGUGAAAAACGUGAACGUGUUUAUGAAAUGAGGCAGGUUGAACGAGAAAAGGAGGGCAACAAAGUUUAUCAUCCUCCAUCUAAGGCAUUCGCUGUUCAGGCAGAGCGAGAGGUGCCAAACCGUAAGCAAUCUCAAAACCAAAACCAGAGCCACAACCAGAACCAUCAUUAUUCUUCCAGCUCUACGACAACUACCAAUACCACUACUGCAACUUUCAAAACACAUAUGGUUCAAAAAUUAGAAAAAGAACGCAAACGCAAGACAUCUAAUUCUACUUUGGUUUCUCAGAGCACCCGCAGAGAUGAUGAAAAAGAAUAUGCUGAGGAAUGGCCAGUGCUCUCUAUUCCAGCACCUGUUCCAGCUCCUCCAUCGCUCAAAUCACCUGCCACAGCGUGUCUCACGUAUAAUCGCGUCUCAUGGAAGCUACGUGUUCGUAAAGAGGUAUUUCAUCCAAACGAACCAAUCGGUCCACCAGUUGCCUUGGACCUUUUGUUCGCUCAAAUUGUCGGAGACGUAUUUGGCCUAACACCAUGUCUGCGAGUGACGCCACAGGAAAAGUCUGCAGCUAUGAAUAUGCUCAAUGGACACGGUGUUACCGUUGAAACUGCUCGCAAUCAGAAUAUUCGUGCGAUUGUUAAAAGACACUUGGUCGACAUGGCACGCAGUUGGCCACUUUACUUUGCACGUUUGUUUGCUGUUCAGGGUGCUCCUCAAUUUCCUGACGUUUCGAUUAUGGGCAUAUCACACAGUGGCGUCUAUUUGGCGCGACGUGAUGCAGAUUAUUUGAUUGUGGUACAAUCGCUUCCCUUUAACGAUUUGCAAGGCGCUGUUACUCUUCCACGUCCCGCUGCAUUACAAUUAAACAUGCGCAACGGCAGCCAUUUGACACUUCACGCAGUGCGUGCAUCUUCUAUACAAGCUAUGAUACAGAACUUUUCACAGGAAUUCAGACAGGCUCAAUCAAAAUCGUCGACUAUAUCAUCUGGAGCUAGAGCUGCCGCACAAACACUUAAUGUUCCCAUUGAACGUUUGGAAUCACGUCAGUCCAACCAUAGAGACUCUUCACAAGGUCAAGAUGUAAUCGAGACUCACCAUCGAAAUAGUAGACAAGAUGUUGAUAAUCAAAUGCUUAAUCACAAUUCUUAUCAACAACAAGCCCAACAGCAGCAUCAACUACAACAACAGCAACUGCAAUCGCAUCAUCAUGGACAGAUAAAUGAUGAAGGCGGAAAUGCUGGCCAUGCCACCAAUAAUGGAAUGUUAAAUGAAGCUCAAUUAGUUUUGGAGAAUCAUUCGGAGCAAGUUGAACGUCACCACUUUAUCAAACAGCAGAGCUAUUUACAUUCUCGUAAGACAUCAGCCAGCCAAAUGCAUCAACUCCAACAACAAUCAAGUAUGGAAUCAAAUUACAUCACAGAGGAGUCACAUCCGGAAACACCUCCAUCAGUUACAAAGUAUUCACUUUUGCAGUUCGCCAUGCAGCAUUUUAGAAAUGAUCAAACGGUUGAUCAUCGAUCAAAUGAGCGUGGAGAUCGUCGAGCUUCAUCUAACCGAUCAUAUGCGGAACUUGUCAAAUGGCAGGGUACACCAAUUAGGGCACCACUUCUACGGCUACCAACAGACUUGGCGUCGCUUGCUUUGGAGUGCUUCGACUGUAUUCUUCGGUAUUGUGGCGAUGUGCCUCUUGACCCAGAACUCACCGAGGUCAAAUGUGUUUAUACUGUCCUUAUGCACUGUCACAAGUAUUUAGCGCUGCGGGAUGAAGUCUAUUGUCAAUUGAUGAAACAGACCACAGCAAAUAGGUCACCAUGUCCUGAUUCUUCACAGAGAGCAUGGCGGCUUCUGAGUAUACUUGCAGCUUACUUUGGUUGUUCUGAUGCCCUACGACCCUACCUAAUGGAGCACUUGACUUCUGCGGCCUCCGAUCGAAGACGGUCAUGCCAUGGAACAGCGGCAGUAUGCUUGACCAAUUUACGAAAAACGGCUCGUUGUGGUGGUCGCAAGAACGUUCCAAGUGUGGAAGAAGUUACAGCUGUUUCUGCUGGUCGAUCCGCUAGGAGACAAAUCUACCGCCUUCCAGGCGGAGCCGAGAGGGUUGUCAACACCCGCUGUUCGACAGUUGUUGCGGAUGUAAUAUCAGAGCUAUGUGCGUUACUCGGUGUUGAUUCAGAGGCAGAACAGCAAGAGUUUUCUCUGUACUGUAUUGUUCAGGGAGACGCCUUCACAAUGCCUCUGGCUGCCGAUGAAUAUAUCUUGGAUGUGACCACCGAGUUGCUCAAGUCAGGCCAACCAUUCUACUUGAUAUUUUGUCGAUCCGUGUGGCAUUUCUCACUGAAACGUGACCCCUCACCAACGCCACUCUACAUCGAAGUGCUUUUCAAUCAAGUUGCUCCAGAUUACUUGGAAGGACUUUUGUUGGAACUCCCCGGCAAUGGGGGACCAAUGCCAGAAGUGGUGCGUGAUAUGGCGAGAAUAGCAGCACUUCUACAUCGUGCUGCCGAUUUGAAUCACGUUCCUGCGAUGAAAGAGAUCAAAUUCCUUCUUCCUAAGCCUGCGCUUGGCAUUAGGGAAAUUCGACCCGCUCAAUGGGUUAGCUUAGUGCAAUCAGCUUGGCCGGCAGUCUCCAAUUUAAGUCCUGGUCAAGUGAAGGCGCAAUUCCUGAAUGUAUUAUCCGGAUGGUCGCUUUUCGGCAGUAGUUUCUUCGCUGUAAAACGUAUUUGGGCCGAGGAGGGUCCGCAUGUUGAAGAAAGCAAUCCCAUGUGGAGGGAUCUUAUUUUGGCCCUCAACAGAUCAGGGGUGCUUUUCCUUGAUCCCAAUACACAUGAGACGCUUCAGCAUUGGCCCUUUAUGGAAGUCAUUUCAACAAGAAAGGUUCGUUCCGAGGACGGUGCACUCUUCCUGGACAUGAAAGUCGGCAAUCUAAUGCAACAACGUGUCAUCAGAGUACAAACCGAACAAGCCCAUGAGAUAUCGCGACUUGUGCGACAGUACAUUACAAUGGCACAGAUCAGUCAGAGGGAAAAGUUAAAUUAAAUUAAAGGCAGUUUCUUCAGUCCUGAGCUCAAACUCGAUACACUGCAGUAUAUACUCAUAUUUUUGUAUAAUAAACUAUUAUUGAUAGCUUUUAAGAAAAUCUUCCAUUCCAUUUAUUAUCUUCUUUUAAUUCUUGUUCUUCUCUUCUAAGUAAACGGAAAAUGCGUGCGAGUUAAUUUUAGUAUACAACGAAUUUUCUUUUUAGUUUUUGGGAAAAAGGGUCGCGGUUAGUUUAGAAAACAAAAUUCGACUGAAAAACGCUUAAGAUUUGUUUUUUUGUUUUGAUUAAUUAAAA